CGAGAAGUUCCGGUUGGCUGGAGCCCAGCGGCGGGUGUGAGAGUCGGUGCUGAGAGCCGCUUCCAGGAUCCUGAGAUCCGAAGAAGCCGGGGUCUGAGCGGCUCCUCCAGAGUUACUGAUCUAUGAAAUGGCAGAGAAUGGAAAAAAUUGUGACCAGAGACGUGUAGCAAUGAGUAAGGAACAGCAUAAUGGAAGUUUCACAGACCCCUCUUCGGUACAUGAAAAGAAGAAAAGGGAUCGGGAAGAAAGGCAGAAUAUUGUCCUGUGGAGACAGCCACUCACUACCUUGCAGUAUUUUUCUCUGGAAACUCUUGUAGUUUUGAAGGAAUGGACCUCAAAAUUGUGGCAUCGUCAAAGCAUUGUGGUGUCCUUUUUACUGCUGCUUGCUGUGCUUGUAGCUAUGUAUUAUGUGGAAGGAGCGCACCAACAGUAUGUGCAGCGGAUAGAGAAGCAGUUUCUUUUGUACGCCUACUGGAUAGGCUUGGGGAUUUUGUCCUCCGUUGGUCUUGGAACAGGAUUGCAUACCUUUCUGCUUUAUCUGGGCCCACAUAUAGCGUCAGUUACAUUAGCUGCUUAUGAAUGCAAUUCAGUUAAUUUUCCUGAGCCACCCUAUCCUGACCAGAUUAUCUGUCCAGAUGAAGAAGGCACUGAAGGAACCAUUUCUUUGUGGAGUAUCAUCUCAAAAGUUAGAAUUGAGGCCUGCAUGUGGGGUAUCGGUACAGCCAUUGGAGAGCUGCCUCCAUAUUUCAUGGCCAGGGCAGCUCGUCUCUCAGGAGCUGAACCAGAUGAUGAAGAGUAUCAGGAAUUUGAAGAAAUGCUGGAACAUGCAGAGAGUGCACAAGACUUUGCAUCACGGGCUAAACUGGCAGUUCAAAACCUAGUACAGAAAGUUGGAUUUUUUGGAAUUUUGGCCUGUGCUUCUAUUCCAAAUCCCCUGUUUGACCUGGCUGGAAUAACAUGUGGACACUUCCUUGUACCUUUUUGGACCUUCUUUGGUGCAACCCUGAUCGGAAAAGCCAUCAUUAAAAUGCAUAUCCAGAAAAUCUUUGUCAUAGUAACUUUCAGCAAGCACAUCGUGGAGCAGAUGGUGGCUUUUAUUGGUGCUGUCCCCGGCAUAGGUCCGUCUCUGCAGAAGCCUUUUCAGGAAUACCUGGAGGCACAGCGGCAAAAGCUUCACCACAGGAGCGAAGCAGGCACAUCACAGGGAGAAAACUGGUUGUCCUGGAUGUUUGAGAAGCUGGUGGUUGUAAUGGUGUGUUACUUUAUCCUGUCUAUCAUUAACUCCAUGGCACAAAGUUAUGCUAAACGGAUCCAGCAGCGCUUGAACUCAGAGGAGAAAACUAAAUAAGCAGAGAAAGUUUUUAUCUGCAAAAAUUAGCGUGGUGGGGUCCUGCCUUACAUGAGGAGGGCUCUAACCAGGAUGGAAGAUCCCCGUUUCCAACCUGUAUUGAUUUUUAAAAUGUUCUUCCUGAAAGCAGUUUAGUCCAUAUUUUACACUGACACACUUUUCCUUUAUGUGUUAAGGUAAGGUCUCCACCCUCAGUUCAAUCCACGUUGUAUUUCGUUAGGGUGGGUGUGAUGUUCUGCUGUGAACUAAACAAAAACUGGCCUUCUGAUACUUUCACAGGGACACAGGGUCCAUGGAGAACCCUGGCCACACAGAAUGCUCUAAAGUAUGCUCUAAAUAUGUCAGGCUUUUUAGGCUUGUCACAAAUGAUUGUUUUUUCUAAGUCAUCAAAUGUAUAUAAGUUACAUAUAUAUUGGAUAGCAGUCUUGCAUGUCUAUCAUGGAACAAUUUAAUAUGCCUUCCUUUCCCACCCUCCAAAAGGCCAUUUUAUGAUGCAUUGCACACCCUCUGGGGAAAUUGAUCUUUAAAUUUUGAGACAGUAUAAGGAAAAUCUGGUUGGUGUCUCACAAAUGAGUACACCAUUUUUUAUUCUGUAUAUUUAGAAUGAAGUCAUGAAAAACUUUAUAAAGACAUCUUUGAUCAUUCCGAAA
This is a messenger RNA of Psammomys obesus (fat sand rat), 1998 nucleotides long. It is a transcript of the gene Vmp1, whose product is annotated as vacuole membrane protein 1. The transcript is spliced from 12 exons. NCBI's taxonomy places the organism in Eukaryota, Metazoa, Chordata, Mammalia, Rodentia, Muridae. Gene Ontology annotation, cellular component: endoplasmic reticulum; endomembrane system; membrane. The record is from RefSeq and is a predicted model, not a curated record. Gene Ontology annotation, biological process: Golgi organization; autophagy. Bases 128 to 1348 code for a protein of 406 amino acids.